AUGUCGAGCACAAGCGGUCGAACUGCGGCUCGGAGCUCGACUAGGCAACGCUCUGCGCAGCAUGGGACUCGAGCUCCUUCGGAACCCAACGGCCGAUCCAUCAACCGCACUGCCGCUUCAACUUCAGGUUUCUCGGCUCAAGCGACGUCAGAAGAUGAAGACUGGGUGUUGGCAGUGAUAGAUUCACGAGGUGUGGGACGUGAGAUUGGCGUCGUCGGGAUCGAACGCGCUCUAGGUCAGGUCGUCAUCACCCAGGUUAGUCUGCCGGGCCCACGAGCGGCGGCCCCGAAAGUAUCAUCGGCGUGUUGUUUAUGAGCCCCAGGCGAAACGACGAGCCAACUCGACUGCCCUCCACCUUGCAGUUCAGCGACUCGCCUACUUUCGUUAAACUUCUACACUACUGCACCACUCGACCGCCGUCAUUGAUCCUGGUACCAUCGUCGGCUCUGUCGGCGCACAGUAGCGAGGGCCCCGGCAAGCAGACCGACGCCACUGGUCGAGGUGGGAUGCAGCGCGUAUCGAACGAAAGGGAAGCCGGAACGAGCAUGGUGCAUCUGCUACGUGACUCGUUCAAAGGGAUUCCCGUUAUCGGUGUGCUGCGCAAAUACUGGGACGAGCAGGUGAGUACGGCCUAUGAGCAGAGCCGAGUGAGUCGGCUGCGCAUACCAAUGUGGCUCAAUGCUCAUGACCUAGAUAAUUUUACUAGGCUGGCUUUGAGUUUAUCACACAAUUGAUGGUCCGAGACGAAGGGCGACAUGCGACCAUACUCGCCGCUAAACCCAAGCAAGUGACGGCGUGGCCCCACAGACAUUUCCGCGUAGUAGAGCCGGCGAGCUGACGAUGGUCGGGCUCCUGGUUCGGAAGGUACUACGCUCUGGCGGCUACAUCGGCACUCUUCAAAUAUCUCGAAAUGACCUAUUCAGUUGUGUUCUCACCUCGCUCGCUUCGCAUCACCUACGCGCCGGUCGAAGGAACGUGUCUCAUUGACGUCGAGACUGCAGCGAACCUGGAGCUCGUAGCCAAUGUAAGCUCUGAACGACCUCAUAAUUUGCUCACUGUGUGAAAAUUCUGUACUGAAAGAAGGGGCCACGAUGCAGAUGAUCAACAAAUAUUCGCAGCAACAUCUACUUGGCAUGAUGAGCUCCUGUUUGACACCUAUGGGCCAUCGUCUGGUACGUUGUCCUCUCAAGGGAACAUGUUGGCGUAGCGGGAUAGCUGAGAGUACUUGUCUGGUGGCUCUUGCUUCUCGAAUACCAGUUACGUACCAACCUGCUAUCGCCUCUCACAGACACCUCCGUGAUCGACACCCGCCUGGAUGCCGUGAGUUGAUCUGAAGCAUUCGCAGCCUCAAGGUAGAAAUAAUACUCAUGUGACAGGUUGGGGGUCUCGAACAGGUUGAAGAAUUUGUGAACAAAGAAGAGCGACUCACGUCCGUUCGCAAGUCACUGCAACCGUAAGGACCGUCAUCUUCGAGCGCACCAUUCAGGCUGGUCUCACUUAAACUGUCUGUUUAUGCGUCUCUUCAUAUCAUGCCUAUCAUGCCGCUAGACUACGAGCCCUCGACUGUGACAAGCUUGUGGGGCAAUUGACAACUCCAAAGAGGGCAGAGAAGCGCGGGUGGGGCCAUUCAUCGAUCUCAACGCCAGAUCCGGCCCUGGACGCCGAAACCAAGAUUGCUCGGCUUCUGUCACUUCGAUCCGUGCUUUCCGCCCUUCCAGGGAUCCGCUCGGCCCUCCGACACAGCGAUUCGACGCUUUUGAAGUCGGUCUACUCGAUACUGAGCGAUCCUAGAGCUGUCGAAAUGCUCGGCAACAUCGCUGCGACAUUGAACGACGACGCGGUCGGACCUCAACCAGGAGGUGCGCUCAAAGUGAGGAACGCUCGCAUCUACGCAAUCAAGGCCGAGAAAAAGCUGCUACUCGAUGUCGCUCGAGAGACGUACAAGGAAGCUUUGAACGAUGCCUUUGAACGCUGCGAAGAGCUCAAGAAGCAACACGGUAUCGAUAUGACUUUGCAGUACUCGUCGGGCAACUUCGUCUACACGUGCCCCAACACGGAACUGGAGGUAAAAACUGCGCCUGCGGGCUUCAUCAACCUUGUCAGUCGGGUUGCGGAAGGGGUAGAGCAGGAGCUACUCCCUGAGCAAGCUGUCCAGAUACCUAUCCACAGACGCCGAGAGGGAACAAGAUCGAGUUCAGUACACUGGACCUUCGGGCUCAAAGCACCAAGAUUCGUGAGACCGUCCAAGAGAUCUUCAUACUAAGUGACGAGGUGCUGGAUGAAGUCCUCGACGAGCUCCGUGGAUCAAUCGCCUGCCUUUACCGCUGCUCCGAGGCAAUUGCCAUGUUAGAUAUGGUUGCCUCAUUUGCUUUACUCAGCGGCUCGGGGGAUUAUGGUUAGUUCGAUGCAUUCUCUUCGAACCUACUGGAUUUAUCUCGCUCGGCUCACCUUCGACUCCGCCGUCCGCCCCGGUAGUUAGGCCAGAAUGGACCGACACCCUGGCGAUUAAGUCGGGCCGCAACCCCUUGCACGACCACUUUCGGCUUUCCGAUGGCCCGUUUGUACCCAAGUGGGUGAACGAAAUCGAAGAUGCUAGCGUGCUUCCUGACCGUGCUCCCUCGAUUCGCUCUCCUGUGUCCGCAGUGACACCUAUGUCAGUGACGCUUCUUCAUUCCAGCUCAUCACCGGAGUCAACAUGUCCGGAAAAUCCACACUACUUCGCCAAGUCGCACUCCUGAACAUCAUGAGCCAAGUAAGUGCAGACGAUUUCAUCUUCCACUUGGAAGAGACAAAAAGUCAAUGAACUGUGCGCUCGUCCAGGUCGGAUGUUUUGUUCCUGCGACGUACGCCUCCUUUCGUGUGAUCCAUGCUCUACUGUCCCGAUUGUCGAACGACGAUUCCAUCGAAGCGGGACUGUCGACUUUUGCCAGCGAGAUGAGCACCAUGGCAAUGAUCGUGGAGGCGCUCAAGAUUUGCGGCCAGUGUCUCGUGAUCAUCGACGAGCUUGGGCGGGGUACCAGCCCGGAGGAAGGGGUCGGCAUUGCUCAUGCACUCGCAGAGACCAUCAUCGAGUCCAAGGUGCGUGGAGAAGACUCCGAUCACCAGCGCCAAUCUUUAAACGGAGAUUGAAUUAUGUUCUCUGCUACCAGGCCCUUUGCCUCUUUGCCACGCACUUCAAGGCAAGUCGUAUAGCAGUCUAAUUCACCGCGCAGACGCUGCUCACCUCCGAGUUGGUCGUCAAUGCAUAGGAGCUCGCCGUGUCGCUCUCACGCUACCCAAAUGUGGUCUCCCUGCAUCUUGAAGCAGAUGUAAGUUGAAAUUCGUUCUUUCGCCUCGAAGAUGGCAAACCUCACAGCCUGCAUCUCGGCGGUCGCAGAUCGAUCGCAGCCAAGCCGACUACUCGCUGACUUUUCAUCACCGCGUCGCCGAUGGCGCGACCAGCCUCGUACAUUACGGUAA
Messenger RNA from Microbotryum saponariae, 3459 nucleotides. The record is from the annotation of a GenBank genome assembly. NCBI's taxonomy places the organism in Eukaryota, Fungi, Basidiomycota, Microbotryomycetes, Microbotryales, Microbotryaceae.